UGGAUCGCGCAGCUCAGCAGAUCCGCGCGGACUCUUCAUCAUCCCGAGGAUAAAUCAUGCAUGGGCAAGUGAAUGAGUGCGGACAUUAGUGAGUGCGACGGAGAGACUCUGUGACACUCACGCGGCGCUCUUAGUUGCAUUCGGGUGGCGAGAGUUGGAAGAUCGCGAUCGGUGAUCUUAAAAUAGUGCACACAGAGAAGAUCUCUUUCGUAAGAGGUUGACACGCAUCAUUUGCUCGUACAAUUGACUUUCUCAAAUUCCCCAACAAACACACACGCUCUCUUUCCUACCCUUCUAAAUGUGCUCCUUUUGGGAAGUGUUUUGCAGAGAGUGAUUUCCUUUGUUGAGGGAGAGAUUGUUUUCCUUGCAUUUCUUCCAAGUGUAAAGUGUGUGGAAUUCUGUGCAAAUAAGUGAAGAAAAAUUGCGUGCAAUGAAAUUGUGGAAGUCAAAAAAGAGCUCUAGCUGUGUUCCUGGAAAGUCCUCAUCAACGAAGCACGAUGACAAAGUGGAUUCCAGCAUUUCUGCCACAAGCGAUCGCGCCAUGAGUCCAGCGCAGAGCGAGGACUCGGGAUUGGCGGCGGAUCGCGGCACGACGUACGCCACGAUCUCCCUGCCACGGGAGAAUGCCCAGGCGAUGGGCAUCCUCUUCCUGGACAGAGCCGAUCUCACGUAUCCGCCCGUGAUUGCGACGCUGAACGCUCUGGGGCCGGCAGCGGAUUUCCUAGCGCCGGGCGAUCGGAUCCACCAGAUCGACGGCAUCUCGACCAUCGGACUGACCAAUGAGCACGUGAUGAACAUCCUGUAUCACGGAAACGGACCGGCUGUUGUGGAGAUCGAGUAUUCACUUCCGGAAUAUUUGUCGCAGAACAGUCUGUGCGUGACAACGAAGCUCACUCAGAUCACUGUGGAGAGGGAGAACGGGUGUCUGGGCCUGACACUCCGCGGUGGCGGAGACUUUCCCUUGAUCGUCACUAACAUCCGACCACAUGGUCCUGUCUACAAGUGUGGCAGAAUAAAGCCCGGUGAUCGCCUCUUGCGCGUCGACAAUGUCUCACUCAUCAACAAGACGCUAUCGGAGGCGCAGCAGAUCCUCAAGUGUGGCCACUUGUCGGGCCUCACGAACCUGACCAUCGAGUACGAUGUUUCGGUUAUGCAGAGCGUGGAGUUCUCAAUGGGGCCGCUGCUCAUCGAGAUCGAGCGCUCGGCCAACGACAAGCUGGGCAUCGUGCUGAGCAACUCCUGUCCGACUGGCAACGGAAAGGUGGACGACAUCGUGCAGGCUGGCGUCUUCAUUGCCAACAUCCUUCCCGCCUCGCUGGCCGAUCGCACGGGCGCCCUUUCGAUCGGCGACAAGAUCCAGAGCGUGGACGACACGCUCGUGGAGAACACCUCGCUCGCUCCCGAGGACGUGAUGCAACUCCUGGACGCCAACACGAAUCGCGGCUUCACGCAGAUCCAGAUUCUGCCGGCGCACGCCAUCGCCAGACUGCGAGGCAUGCAACACCAAAAUGGGAACACUGCCAAAUACGGCUUCAACACGCUGGAGUCGCGCAAGAUGCGCCAGAAGAAGUUCAUGCGGAAGAGUUCACUGCCCUUGCUGGAGACUUCCGGAAGUGGCAGCUUGAUGUGUCGCUCUGAGAUUGUGCAAGUGGUUCUGGACUGCUCCCAGGGAUCAGGCAUUUGUCUGGGAGCGCCGAGUCCUUGUGGCCGCGGCUUCACCAUUGCUCAAGUCAUCCCGGACUCUGUGGCGGAUCGAUCGGGCUGCAUCCAGAAGGGAGAUCGCCUUCUGGCCGUGAACAAACUCUACGGCCUGGACAUCACCACAGUUCGGCAAAUCCUGGGCGACUUCACGUACAAGAACAUGCACCAGAAAAUUGCUCCCAAUUGGGUGGAAGUGGAGAUUGAGUUCAACAUGUCAGACUCCGUAAUUCCCUCCAGUGGCGUCUUCAACGUGAAGCUACUCAAGCAUCAAGAGCACAGUGAAUUGGGCAUCACGGUGAAUGCCACGAAUAGCGGCGCCUUCAUCAUAACAGACGUGAAGCAGGGCAGUGCAGCUCAUCGCACAGGAUCUCUCAGGGCGGGAGACAUUCUCCUGGCGGUGGAUUCACAGCCUCUGCAGCACUACAAUGUGGACGCGCUGCUGAAAGACAACAAGAAUGACUUCACAACACUCACAAUCAAGCGCACUUGCCUUCCAGACUUCCUCUUUGACGCCCAGUAUCGCAACAACUUCAUCUACAGCAGCACAGAGACGAGGAUUGCGGACAACCACUCACCGUCGUCGUACAGCUACGGAGGCACGGCGAAGAGGAAUGAAGCUGGCAGAUGUGAGCAGAGGAUCAAUGCUGGGAACCAGGCGGAUUUCUAUCAGAUGGAUGAGAACUUGAUAGGGAAUGGCUUGAUGACCAUUCGAAGACCGCCGCCGUUCUCAAAUUCCCUCACCAACAUUGAAUUGACUCCUCUCGGGAACUCCACGCUCAAGACAGACAACAAUCCCUCGGACAUCGCGGAAGACUCCUUCGCGGAGAUGGAAGGAUAUCCUGAGUAUUUCCAGACGUACUACAAUCUGGAAAUGCCUUUGCCGCUAAAUACUUACUCAAGUCCUUCACACCAAGUCGUCAGCACCGUGAGACUGGAGACCAAAGGAGGACCGCUCGGGAUCACUCUGGCCGGAAGUGAGAACCUGCAGAAGCCCAUCGUGAUCAGUGCCUUUGUGGACGGCGGAGUUGCGCACACGUCCGGAAAACUGUGCAUAGGAGACGAAAUACUCGCCAUCAAUGGCGAGAACAUUUUGGGCGUUCCUCUGAGCACCGCCACGAAGCUUCUGCAGCGUUUCGAGAAUGUGGUGGAGCUGAAGAUUGCCAGGAAUCGCAUGGACGGUGGUGAGAAUGCAGCUUCCCUUCCGCAACCGCAGGCGAUCUACAGCAAAGUCCACAGACGACCACGGAGUCCUUCAGUCACCGAUGCUCUGUCCACGUCUUCGAGCGCCGAGGGACGCUUCAAGACCAUCCACGUGACGCUAUACAAGGACAAGGUGUACGAUGACUACGGCUUCUCCCUCUCGGAUGGACUCUAUGAGCGAGGCGUGUACAUAAACAGGAUAAGAAGCGGAGGUCCUGCGGAUGCUGUUGGUCUGCUCAAGUCUUUCGACCGUAUUAUGAUGGUGAACGGGACGAAAACGCAGGACUUCGACUGCUGCUUAACAGUGCCAUUGAUCGCAGCGAGUGGAGAUAAGAUUGAUAUGAUCGUCCAGAGAUCAAUUUCCGACUAAGAAAGCGCCAAAUUCUGCAAUAUAUAUUUGAUAUUAAAUUCCAUUUAGUGACAGCAACAAAAAUCGAACUGAUUCCCACUGAAACGUGAGGAAAGAGAGAAAUAUUAGUGCCAUAAUCUAGUGCUGCAUAUUUUAAUCUAACUUAAUCGCAUAAUGUGAAUGACGAAAAUUGUAAUGGAACAAAACCACAGUGUUUAUCAAAAAUAUACACAAUAAUA
Messenger RNA from Phlebotomus argentipes, 3489 nucleotides. RefSeq names its product glutamate receptor-interacting protein 2 (gene Grip). The record is from RefSeq and is a predicted model, not a curated record. Gene Ontology annotation, molecular function: protein binding. The coding region runs from base 431 to 3271 and encodes 946 amino acids. Gene Ontology annotation, biological process: neurotransmitter receptor transport, endosome to postsynaptic membrane. Lineage: Eukaryota; Metazoa; Arthropoda; Insecta; Diptera; Psychodidae. The transcript is spliced from 7 exons.